GAACAAUGGCUCUGUCGAAAGGGGAAAGAAAAGGAUGGGCUAGCGGAAGCGCGCCGAGAGAAUAUGCCGAGGAGAUGUGCGCUCCGGACAUCCUCAGAUUCCUCGAGUCGGUUUGACCUUACUGCUCAAAGACGCACUCCCACGUAAUCCCUCCCCCAACCAUUUCUUGCAGACUCCGUCGCACAUGCACGCUUUCCCUCUCUCUCUCUCUCUCUCUCUCUCUCCAUUUCUUCCUCGUCAAGAUUCUCGACGCCGGCUUCGGUCGCCGCCGCCGUUCGAUUGGCCUGCCCAAUCUCGCCCCCACCGUUUCGAGAAUCUUGCGGCGGCCGGAGCUCUGAAUUCGUGGCGGUUCGCGUCGGCCGCCGGCGGAAACCCUAGUGCUCUGCUCCGCGGCUGAGGGAAGCUUGCGAUCGAAGAGCUGGAAUCGGCGGCGAGGGGCGAACUGAGGAUCGCGAAUAUGGGGUCCGAGAGGCAGUCCAUGGGUCUGCUGGGCACGCUGAGGAUGAGGACUAUCCUGACGCACACGUAUCCCUACCCUCACGAGCAUUCGAGGCACGCCGUGAUCGCCGUGGUCGUCGGCUGCCUGUUCUUCAUCUCGUCGGACAAUAUGCACACUCUCAUCGAGAAGCUGGACAAAAACAUCAAGUGGUGGUCCAUGUAUGCUUGCUUGCUGGGUUUCUUCUAUUUCUUUUCUUCGCCGUUCAUCGGGAAGACCAUCAAGCCCAGUUAUUCGAAUUUUAGCCGAUGGUACAUUGCGUGGAUUUUAGUGGCGGCUCUGUAUCAUCUUCCCAGUUUUCAGUCAAUGGGAGUGGAUUUGAGGAUGAAUUUGUCUUUAUUUUUGACUAUUUACGUCUCCUCUAUUAUAUUCCUCACUGUCUUCCAUAUACUAUUCCUUGGUCUCUGGUACAUUGGACUUGUAUCUCGUGUGGCUGGAAGAAGGCCAGAGCUCUGGACCAUAAUACAGAAUUGUGCGGUUCUAAGCAUUGCCUGCUGUGUAUUUUAUAGUCACUGUGGCAACCGUGCUAUUUUGAAGCAAAGGCCGUUUGAGCGAAAAAGUUCUGGCUGGUUCUCUCUUUGGAAGAAAGAAGAAAGGAACACAUGGAUCGCGAAAUUCCUUCGGAUUCAUGAGUUUAAGGACCAGAUUUGCUCAUCUUGGUUUGCACCAGUUGGGUCUGCUAAUGAUUAUCCACUCUUGUCGAAGUGGGUCAUAUAUGGGGAGGUAUAGAAUGAAGGCUUCUUAUAUUGAUCAUAUGGCGCGGGCUCUUCUGACGAAAUUUCUCCUUUAUACUCGUUAUGGGCAACCUUUGUAGGCCUUUACAUUACCAAUUAUGUUAUAGAGAGGUCAACAGGGUGGGCUCUCACUCACCCUUUAUCAGUUGAAGAAUUUGAAAAGUUGAAGAAAAAGCAAAUGAAACCAAACUUCUUGGGGAUGGUUCCCUGGUAUUCUGGAACUUCAGCUGAUCUUUUUAAGACAAUGUUUGAUCUCCUAGUGUCAGUAACAGUCUUUCUUGGCCGCUUUGAUAUGCGCAUGAUGCAGGCAGCAAUGAACAAGGUUGAAGAUGGAGUUGAGCAGGAUUUUUUCUAUGAUCACUUCAGUGAAAAAGAUGAUUUUUGGUUUGAUUUCAUGGCUGAUACUGGUGAUGGUGGGAAUUCUUCUUACAGCAUUGCACGGCUACUGGCUCAGCCUUCACUUAAUGUGACAACCAGUGAUUCUAUGCUUUCCUUACCACGCGGGAACUUGCUUCUUAUUGGGGGUGAUCUUGCAUAUCCAAAUCCAUCUGCAUUUACUUAUGAAAAGAGGUUCUUUCGUCCUUUUGAGUGUGCUCUUCAGCCUCCACCUUGGUACAAACUAGAACAGAUUGCUGUGAACAAGCCUGAAAUUCCAACUGGGAUUUCUGAGCUAAAGCAAUAUGAUGGGCCCCAGGCUUUCCUAAUUCCUGGAAAUCACGAUUGGUUUGAUGGACUUCAUACUUUCAUGAGGUACAUAUGUCAUAAGAGUUGGCUAGGUGGGUGGUUGAUGCCUCAGAAAAAGAGUUAUUUUGCUUUGCAACUCCCCAAAAAUUGGUGGGUAUUUGGCCUUGAUCUGGCACUCCAUGGCGAUAUUGAUGUGUACCAAUUUAAAUUCUUCUCAGAGCUGGUAAAGAAGAAGGUUGGGGAUGAGGAUUCAGUGAUCAUACUUACGCAUGAACCUAACUGGCUUCUUGAUUGGUAUUGGAAUGAUGUUUCUGGGAAGAAUUUCUCUCAUUUGAUAUGUGAUCAUUUGAAGGGGAGAUGUAAACUUCGAAUUGCUGGGGACUUGCAUCAUUAUAUGCGUCACUCUUGUGUACCUUCAGAUAAGCCAGUUUAUGUGCAACAUCUACUUGUGAAUGGUUGUGGUGGGGCAUUUUUACAUCCAACCCAUGUAUUUGGGAACUUUAAGGAAUAUUGUGGAGCUACUUAUGAGACCAAGGCUUCUUAUCCAUCUUUUGAAGAUUCUAGCAGGAUUGCUUUGGGGAAUAUCUUGAAAUUUCGGAAGAAAAACUGGCAAUUUGAUAUUAUCGGUGGUAUCAUCUACUUUGUUCUGGUUUUUUCUAUGUUACCCCAAUGUGAGCUCAAUCACAUGUUACAAGGUGAUUCCGUUUCUGGCCAUUUGAAGAGCUUUUUUGUCACCGUGUGGGUUGCUUUCAAGUACUUGCUGGAACAUUCUUAUGUAUCUCUAGCAGGUGCUUUGCUACUGCUAAUUGUAUCUGUCACAUUUGUACCAUCGAAAGUUUCGCGGAAGAAACGAGUGAUGAUUGGUGUACUUCAUGUUUCUGCACACUUGACUGCCGCACUAAUUCUUAUGCUACUUAUGGAAUUGGGCAUAGAGACCUGCAUCAGGCAUAAACUUUUGGCGACUUCAGGUUAUCACACAUUGUACCAGUGGUACCGAACUGUAGAGAGCGAGCACUUUCCAGAUCCAACAGGCCUUCGAUCUCGUAUAGAACAAUGGACAUUGGGUCUAUAUCCUGCUUGCAUCAAAUAUCUCAUGUCUGCCUUUGAUGUCCCAGAGGUCAUGGCCGUAUCAAGGACAAACAUUUGCCGGAGGGGAAUGGAAUCAUUGUCACGUGGCGGUGCUGCGAUAUAUUAUGCUUCUGUGUUUCUCUAUUUCUGGGUCUUUUCCACUCCCGUUGUCUCUCUAGUUUUUGGAAGCUACUUAUACAUUUGCAUUAACUGGCUUCAUUUACACUUUGACGAGGCCUUCUCCUCACUUCGAAUUGCUAAUUACAAGGGAUUUACACGAUUCCACAUAAACAGUGGAGGUGAUCUUGAAGUCUAUACCCUAGUAGUUGAUAAGGUUCCAAAGGAAUGGAAGCUGGAUCCUGAUUGGGAUGAAGAACCAAAACAGCCAGAGCAGUUAAGCCACCUUAGGAGGUUUCCUAGUAAGUGGAGUUCCGCAGCUCCCUUACAAGACCCAGUAAAAACAGUAAGAAUUGUUGACCACUUUGUAAUAAAUCGGAUGGUGAAGACUCAAUCAGAAGCCAGUAAUGGGUUGGUGAAUUGCUUAUGAUCAUCACUCGGUUGGGUAUAAAAUUCCAAUACCUUGUCAUUCACGAGGCAAAAGCAAGGGAUUUGGUCUUAUGCAGGAAAUGUGUGGGAUCUGUAUGUCUCAUAGCAUGUGGAUUUUGCCAGUAGUGUUUGAGUUGUUUCAACUCUGGCAUCUGCUCUCCACAUUUUCAGUUGUCCUGGCAUGAGAGAGGACAUGAUCGAGGCUGGCCUAGCAUGAGAUGAGAUCAAGAGAGUGAAUCUUGAAUUGAUUACAUGAUUCCUUGAUCGAAUUAAAAUCAGUGAUGGAUGUUUGCCGCUUUGCUUCUGACACUGGAUGAGAUUAUGAGGUACUCAUUUAGGUGACACUUGAAACAGCAAAGGUGACUUCAACCUUUUAGGUACUCAUUUAGUUCUUUACUAGAAGUAGAUUCUGGUAAAAUUGUACAUAAGAAUGUUUACACUUGUAAUUCCUUUGGUAGAGAUGGGCUAGUUGAAGGUUCACCCCUGCUGUUAGCUCACUACUGCAAUCUGUAAAGAAAAUAUCAAACCAUAAUUCUGUAAUUGGUCUUUAUAUGGGAUGGUGCUGCGAUGUAAUAUUUGAUCAAGGAAUGAUAUCAAUGUACCAUUGGAUUCUGCUUAAAUGACGAGUAGCUUCUUUUGCUGGUCU
Messenger RNA from Eucalyptus grandis, 4174 nucleotides. RefSeq lists its product as uncharacterized. The transcript is spliced from 16 exons. Gene Ontology annotation, molecular function: hydrolase activity. NCBI's taxonomy places the organism in Eukaryota, Viridiplantae, Streptophyta, Magnoliopsida, Myrtales, Myrtaceae. The record is from RefSeq and is a predicted model, not a curated record.